Messenger RNA from Peromyscus californicus insignis, 9623 nucleotides. It is a transcript of the gene Slc16a6, whose product is annotated as solute carrier family 16 member 6. The coding region runs from base 5622 to 7259 and encodes 545 amino acids. Gene Ontology annotation, biological process: monocarboxylic acid transport; transmembrane transport. Lineage: Eukaryota; Metazoa; Chordata; Mammalia; Rodentia; Cricetidae. The transcript is spliced from 6 exons. The record is from RefSeq and is a predicted model, not a curated record. Gene Ontology annotation, molecular function: monocarboxylic acid transmembrane transporter activity.
UUUUUUUUUUUUUUUUAAAUAUGUGUGUUGGGGCCUUUUUUAGGGCGGGUAGGAAGAGGAAAGCACUUUAACAUUUGAACAUUUUGAAGAGGUUAAUCCGAAAAAUAUUCUGACAGUUGGGAGUGCUCGGGGCCACCGGGGUGACGCGCUCUCGGGCAGUUGCGGGCAGCUGAGAGUUGAAUGUCUCUGACCCUAGACAGAUGGGUUCUGGGAAAUACCUUAAAGGGUGGCCUGGCCUUUGAUCGUCCCCAACCGGGGUGAGAGGACCUAGGCUGUGAGGAGAGUCCGGCAACCGUCUCAGACCCUCUGUGGAUUUUCCACAUGAAGUUGCCUGCGCGUCACCAGAGCGAAAUGUCAGAGAGGUACCUUCCUUCCCCAGGCUCGCGCGCGCGCACAAGGCGGCCACUGAGGCAGCGGAAGGCAAAGUGGGACCCCGGGUCUCCAUCCCCUAUUACCCCACUCCCCAGGGCCGUCCUAGGGGAGACAGAUUUCCCCUCAGAGCGUGGGUCCCACACCUUGACGGUCUGCCCUGUCACCCACUGCCACCCGGUCCCGCGCAACUUCCAAGGUUCACGGGGCUACCAGCGGCAGCCAAGUGUCUGAGCGGAGCGGCUCCAGGCGGGGGAAACGAUUUUGCAGAGGAAAUAGGUUAAUUUCCUUCUGGGUUGUUUCCAUUCCCGGCACCUCAGCAGACAAGUGAUAGAAGUUUGUUAGGUGGCGUGUAAAAUGUCAUCAAACACAGGGUGGGGGGAGGGUCGUAGAAAAAGCUCCCGGGGAUCCAACUGGGGAAACACAAUUACAACUUGUUAACCUGGAAGCUGGUUCUGUUUGCACAGCUAGACACCGUGCCAGCUCCUUUGCGGAAGGAGGUUUUUACCUUUGGAUUGAGAUUUCAGCCUCGGUGAUCUGACUGUUUUUGCAAACCGUACUGAUGAGCGUCUGGCUGCAAGAAAAUGCCAGAUCCUAUGCUGAGAUCUCCCCAUGGUACCAUUAUGUGGCUCUGUGGGAGGGGGGUGGGGGGAAUAUCGUCGAAACACCUUUUUCUGGUAAUUAAGGGAAGGGCGUCUAAGAUAGAAACUGACAGUACGUAAAUAAACAAUGCAGCCAAGUGGAAAAAUGGUCUUAAUGAGUACCACUAGCCCCGAGUUUUCCUUCUGUGGUUUCCAGAAACAGGACUUUUCCUCGGUGGAACUCCCGAGGAAGACACUUAAAUUAGGGGCUUGGGUUUCAACUCAAUGGUCUUGCAAAAACGGAUGAAUUGGUUGUAGCCAGUGAUUCAUUUAACUUGGCUGAGGCAGCUUACCAGGUUAGAGUUGGGAUUUUUGUUUUUUAAAAUGACUAGUCUGGACAACAGGGGCUAGAGACAACUUGUCAGAAGCCUUAUCUUCCAGGCUACACCUUGAAGGAGAGCCCCAGUGCUUUGGUUCUGAUGACAUCAGCAGCCAUCUCCCUGCUUUCCAGGACUGUCUUUUGAACUUGGACCAGAACUGACCCUAGGUCAACCCCAGAGGCUGUAUGAUAAUCCAGUAUUUUUAUGCAUUCAUGCCAAAUCCUUACAACACCACAUUAAAGUACAGUGAAAGACCCAGGUGACACCUAUCUCCAAAUCCUGUGGGAUACCAAAUUUAUUUAGGGUGUGCCUCCCCCACCCCUUUCUGUGAGACAGUAGCCCAAGCUGGCCUGAAACUCACUGUGUAAGUGAGCCUGGCUUCAAACCCAUAGCUCACUUCCUGCCUCGGCUUCCUGAGUGCAGCGUCUGUAGGUCUGUGAGCAGAGAACCUCUCUCCAUUUUUUCUUCUUCGUGUUUAUUUUACAUUCUCUCCUUUUUCCUUCUUGAAGGAGACACUGAGAUAACCAAAAAGAUACUAGGAAAUACUCUCAACAGCCUUUUUUUUUUUUUUUCUCUAAAGGACAUGGGGGUCUUGGGGAAAAGCCAGCAGGAGCUCACUCAGGCUCCCAGAGCUUUCCAGUCGGAAAAUACUAUAGAGCCUGCUUUCACAGAUGAAAUUUAGUGAUCAAGAGAUUUCUGCCAGGUAGUGAACUAUUACCUGAGGGCUUCCAGAAGAUAAACCCAGACCUGAAUCCCUGUAGAUGGUAACUCAGAGCCAGUCAGGGUCAAAGGCCAUCCUUGGAACGGCCUCUUCUUAGGAGAAAAGAUCUGGACUCAGACUUCAGUUAGGUUGAGAACACCGAAAAUCAAGAAGUGAGAUGGUCACCAGAGAUAAUCAGGUUGCUUAAGCAGCCUUGCCAUUUAGAACCCCCACCCCCACCCCCAUCCCCACAAGGCCUUUCCUAUCAGGUACAACCGCAACACCAAACGGACAGGACGGCCGUCUUGGCAGUCUGUAAUUGGUAGAGGCUUUUGAGUAGUCGGGCUGAAACUCGGCCCCGGCUGCUUCGUGCUCAGUGUGGCAGUGUGUCGAGCUAGCUGAACUGCUGAACCCAUGACUGAGAGAAGAGCUGAGAAAACUGCUUCUUCGGCAACCAGACACUUCCUCAUUUUACGAUUCCUUUUUAUGAGGCAUGAGCUGUGCACUGCUUUGAGGAUGCCCAGAGACACUUACUAUGUUGAGUAAACUUUGAGGCAGGCUGUUUUUGUUUCUGUUGGGUUUUAGUGUUUAUUGUUUUGUUUGGGGAGGUUUGUUUGUUUGGUUUUUGUUUGUUUUGGGGGGUUGGGGGGGCGGGGAGAGAAGGUAGGCAGUAUUGUAGCCCAGGCUGAACUUUAAAUUUUUUUGAGACAGUGUCUUGCUAUGUAACGAAGCCGGCAAUCCUCCUGCCUCAGUCUUCUGAGUGGUCCACAAUGCCCAUUUUGUUUAGUAAACUUUUAGCAAAAUGUUAUGUAGGCAGUGGGGUCUGGAAAGAGUAGCUGAUUGCCUGCCUCAUGCAAUCUCCCCCCACCCACGCUGGGUAGGGGUUGAAAUGAACUAGGGUCUCACUUCAACCCAGACUAGCUCAAACUUACCAUGUAGCCACAGGUGACCAUGAAUCCCUUAUCCUCAUGCCUCCACUUUCCAUAUGGUAGAUAGCAUGCUACCAUGCCCAACCUUUUUUUUUUUCUUUUUCUUUCCUUUUUUUUUUUGAGACAGGGUUUCUCCAUGCAUUUUUGGUUCCUGUCCUGGAACUCACUCUGUAGCCCAGGCUGGCCUCGAACUCACAGAGAUCCGCCUGGCUCUGCCUCCCGAGUACUAGGAUUAAAGGUGUGCGCCACCACCACCCAGCUGUGCCCAAGCUUUUGUAUAUCUUAGAUAUAACAUGCCCUUAUCAUCUUCCACUCUGUUACGAGGCUACAUUGUGGUCUGAGCUCACAGCCAUCCAUAAUAGGACAUAGGAUGCUCCAGACUCAGAAAGGAAUAAACUCUGGAGAAGGUUUGGGGAGGCCAUCUUACCUUUAUGAUGAUCUCAAGAGUAAGGAAGCAAGUUUUGUUCCCCUUAAACCUCCAUUAGUUGGGCAUGGCUGGCUUAUGAUUUUAAUCCCAGCACGUGAAAGGCUGAGACAGGAGGAUUGCUGCAAGUUAGAAGCUAGCUGGGGCUAUAGCAUGAAUGCAAGUGAAAGUUAUAUUUGGUUGUAGCCAGAACAGUGCUAGUAAAGGAACUGAUCGCCCAGCAGGGGCUCAGAAAAUAAACAGAAGCUAGAAGUUAACUGUCUUCUGGGCAGCUGUCACAGAUCAAAUCUAAUGUCCAGCUGCUUCACACCCACUCGGGCAAGACCCUUCCAGGGUUUGCACUUUUCCUCUUAGCUCAGUGUCCUCGGGCCACCCACUAGGUUCAGCCUGAAAAGUCAACUGAUGAAUAGAGCUUAAUGCUAAAGUCACAAAAUGUCAGCUGUUAAAGCUGGAUGAUGUUAGAGAGUCUCCAAUCACCGCUGGCUUUAGUAGAGCGUGCUAACCCCAGCACUUGGGAGGUAGAGGCAGGCAGAUCACUAUGAGUUUAAGGCCAGCCUGCUCUAUGUCUAUAUCAAGUUCCAGGACAGCCAGGGCUACAUAGAUAGACCUUGUCUCAAUAAACAACCUAAAGAGUCCCCAGUCGAUUCUCCUUUGAUUAAAGAGGAGUGCAGGCCCAGAGAUGGGAACUGACUACCUCAAGUCACACAGCUGUGUGGCUAAACAGUUUAAGACCUCUCAGCCGGGCAGCGGUGGCGUACACCUUUACGCCUUUAAUCCCAGCACUCGGGAGGCGGCGCCAGGCGGAUCUCUGUGAGUUCGAGGCCAGCCUGGGCUACAGAGUGAGUUCCAAGAAAGACUCCAAAGCCACACAGAGAAACUCUGUCUCGAAAAACAAAACAAAACAAAAACAAAAAUAAAAAAAGACCUCUCUGUACAUGGAGGUCAAGAGUGCUUUAGGGAUGGUGAGGUGACUCGGGGUGAAACUGACAACCUAAAUUCAGUCUCAGGAGCCCAUCUGGUGGAAGGGGAGAACCAACUCCCCCAAGUUGGUCUCUGACCUCCACCUGUGUACUAUGGCACGAAUACACCCCACUCCUCCCGAAUAAAUAAGCUAAUGUAAUUUUUAAAAAAGGGUUUUUUUUUAAGGGUGCUUUGUCAGCUUAGCUGCUAGAGUGCUUGCCUAACAUGCAUGAAGCCCUGGGUCCCUAGUAUCACAUAAGCCCAGUGAUGGCUGAUGCCUACAAUCCCAGCACUUAGGAGGUCUUGGAGACACAGGAGGGUCAGAAGUUCAAGGUCAUCCUCCAUGCCAUAGCCGUUUAGAGACCCCUUGAGCUAAGGGAGACCGUGGAAACGGAGGUGCUUUGACAAAAAUGACUUCCUCACAAUGAACAUGGAAAGCACUCCCCUCCCUGGCCCUUCAGACUGGUGCUCGGUGGGCUUGGACAAUCUGAUUCUGGACUGUUUGGGCCAAAACCCUUUACCUCCCUGGACCUGUUCCCCUGUUUUGCCAAUGGGGAAGAGAACAAGCUGACUGUGGACUCUCUUGCAGCCUCAACGUCCUGUAAUUCUGACUUCGUUUGGAGGCCGUAGGUUGAUCCUAGCACCACCCAGCUUUUUCAAGAGUAGCGUGAGCAGCUGCAAGCAGAACUUGGAGGCUGUCUGGACGCAGCCUUCGGAUGGCAGUGGGAACUUUAGUUCAGCUCAAACCACAGCUGCUGCUUGGUUCCCUCCAUCCAAAAAAAUACAGAAUCUUGAUCAGGACAGAGGUUCAGCUUGUCUCCCUGGGAUCUUUAUCCUAAUAUAUUUCUGUUCAAGGUGGUCCCGAGGACUCCACUAAGACUCUAAGACUUUCUGGCCAGGUGGCGGCGGCGGCGGCGGCGCAUGCCUUUAGUCCCAGCACUCGGGAGACUGAGGCAAGAGGAUCUCUGUGAGUUCAUAGGCCAGCCUGGUCUACACAGUGAGUUCUAGGACAGAACAACAAGAGCUACAUAGUGAGACCCUGCAAAAAAGCUAGGUGUGAGGUGAUACUCAAGACAUAAAAAUCAGAUUUUGUGACCUUAUAAUCUAAUUGAGCAAAUAAGACAAAUGCAUGAAAGUAAAUAAUUCCUCUCACAUGAAGAUGAGACCACCUUAGUUGAGUUUGUCAGAGGAAGCCUUAUGGAAAAGGAGGACCAGACUGAGCAGGGCAGUGGGAGUUGCCACAGCAGCUGUAGAGACCGUGCAGCUUGAAGAAAUGACAUGGCCAAAGGCAAGGUAGCUGGAAAUCAAGAGCUUCCGGGAACCCUUCUUGACCAUGGCAGAUCAAGAAUGACCCAACAGAAUUCGAAGCUUUCUUCCCAAGCCAAUGUGUAUACCCAAGUGCCUGAUGGAGGAUGGGGCUGGGCAGUAGCUGUUUCUUUUUUCUUCGUUGAAGUCUUUACCUAUGGCAUCAUCAAGUCAUUUGGUGUCUUCUUUAAUGACUUAAUGGACAGUUUUGAUGAAUCCAACAGCAGGAUUUCAUGGAUAAUAUCAAUAUGUGUGUUUGUGUUAACAUUUACAGCUCCCCUCUCCACAGUGCUGAGCAACCACUUUGGACAUCGGCUGGUGGUGAUGGCAGGAGGGUUGCUUAUCAGCACGGGAAUGGUUGCCGCCUCCUUCUCCCAGAGGGUCUACCACAUGUACAUCUCCAUCGGGGUCAUCUCGGGUCUAGGCUACUGCCUUAGCUUCCUCCCGACCGUCACCAUUCUGUCACAGUACUUUGACAAAAGGCGUUCGGUAGUCACUGCGGUCGCGUCUACGGGAGAGUGCUUUGCUGUGUUUGCCUUUGCUCCAGCCAUCACAGCUCUGAAGGAACACAUUGGCUGGCGGUACAGCCUCCUCUUCGUGGGCCUACUGCAACUGAACAUCAUGGUCUGCGGCGCCUUGCUAAGACCAAUCAUUAUCAAAGGACCAGAGUCACCGAAAACAAUCACCCACGAACCCCGGAGAGAAGUGCAAUACAUGCUUGAAAAUGAGAAAACAAGAACCUCAAUAGACUCCAUCGACUCAGGAGUAGAACUAACUACCUCACCAAAAAAUGUGCCUAAUCAAGCUAAUACGGAGCAGGAAGCCAGAGCUGAACAGCACCAGACCCUGGUGGUUGGUCCCAAGCACAGCCCGAAGAAAACCCCGCUGUUAGACUUCUCCAUUUUGAAAGACAAAAGCUUCAUCUGUUACGCAUUGUUUGGCCUCUUCGCCACACUGGGCUUCUUUGCACCUUCCCUGUACAUCAUCCCCUUGGGUAUUAGUCUAGGCAUUGACCGCGACCGCGCUGCAUUUUUACUAUCUACGAUGGCCAUUGCUGAAGUGUUCGGAAGGAUCGGGGCUGGCUUUGUCCUCAACAGAGAGCCCAUUCGGAAGAUCUACAUUGAACUCAUAUGUGUCAUUUUACUGACAGUCUCUCUCUUCGCCUUCACUUUUGCUACUGAAUUCUGGGGUCUCAUGUUAUGUAGUGUGUUUUUUGGCACUAUGGUUGGGACCAUAGGAGGGACCCACAUCCCACUGUUGGCCGAGGAUGACGUCGUUGGAAUCGAGAGGAUGUCAUCUGCAGCUGGAGUCUAUGUCUUCAUUCAGAGCAUUUCAGGGCUGGCGGGACCACCCUUGGCAGGCCUCCUGGUGGACCAGAGCAAGAUCUACAGCCGGGCCUUCUACUCCUGCGCAGCGGGCAUGUUCAUGGCUGCUGUGUGCCUCGCCCUGGUGAGACCCUGUAAAAAGGGCCUGUGCCAGCAUCCUCAUUCAGGUGAAAACCAGACAGACAGCCCUCACAGGAAGGCGUUACAGGACAUACCAGAAGACUUUCUGGAAAUGGAUCUUGGGAAAUGUGAGCACAGGGUUCAUAUGAAAGUGGAUCCAGUGUGACACACUUUCAUGUCAUAGCUUCUCUGUGGCCUGGGAAAAGAGUCCCUGGGGCAGGUGCCGACCACUGGACCCCACCUUCAAAACUGAAUAAAGGGAAUGCAUGUGUGAACAGCAGCACCAACACCUUUCCCUUUCUCUUAAGUCCCUUUUGCUUGCUCUUUAAGCCAAAACCAAAACAACCAAACACUUUUCGGUACAGGAAUCCAGCCCUAUUCAGUAGCAAUACAAAGCUGGGUGCAAGAACACUGGUUCACAUCCCGGCACAAACAAUGCCACGGAUUGGCAAAUUGGUGUUAAAAGUACUCACGCGUGUAAGUUACUAUUUUAUAAAGUGGCAUCCAGCCCAAGUCAUGGAAAUGAAUUGGCUGUUCAAAAAAAAAAAUCUUGAAUCAUUAAAAAAAGUUGUUAAUUUUCAGAAAUACAGGUAAAUUAUUUUUUAAAUAAUCUGAAAAAUUACUAAAGUUUAAAUUGACAAAUUAUGGCUUCUGAGUUUUCUAAAUAUUGCAUGGAAAGAAAGCAAUGCUUUAAAGCUAAGCAUUUGAUUAAUAUGCAAAAAAAUUAAAAGCAUAUAACAACUUGAACUUCAAAGAUUACUACUUCUCUUUGUGGCCAGCCAUCACCACAAGUAUUUCAAUAGAAAGGUUAAAUUGCAUUCAUGUUUCCUAUUGUUUUUCAUAGUUCAAGAAAUAAGUGACUGUAGUGUCUUUAAUUUAAACCUCUAUUUAUUAUUAAGUUAUUCUGGGUUGAUUAGAAUGAUCUAAAGAAGGGCCAGUGAGAUGGCUCAGUGGGUAAAGGGGCUUGCCGCCAAGAUUCACGACCCGAGUUCAAUCCCUGGAACCCACGUGGUAGAAGGAGAGCGCCAACUUCAAGAGUCGCCCUCUGACGUCCACACAUGUGCUGUGACAUGCAUGCGCCCACAUACAUAUACACACAAAAAGUUUAAGAUAUAAAAAAAAAAUCUAACAAUCAAAAUACAUAAAAGGUGAUUUGAGAUAUACACAGCAUUUUUUAUUUUAUUUUUAUUAUUUUUUUAUUUUUAUUUCUUUUGGUUUCACAAGACAGGGUUUCUCUGUGAAGCCCUGGCUGUCCUGGAACUAGCUCCAGACCAGGCUGGCUUUGAACUCAAAGGAGUGCUGGGAUCAAAGGUGUGUGCCACCACCGCCUGGCUACAGAGCUUUUUGUUGUUGUUGUUUUGUUUUUUCUUUAACUUCCUUUCUGCAGCUCUUUAUACGCUUCAGAGAGGUUUUCUUGUCUCAUAACAAUCUCCUGACAGCCCGAGCUGUAAUGAUUCUUUGGUGUUGUUAAAUGCAACGUGGGCUAUUUAAAGGGGAGGGGGGGAAAUAAUGGAUGGCAAAUCGUCUCUGUUUUUAAAUUAUCACCUAAGAAUACUUGAGGAUCUUCUUUGAUCAGAAUUAUAGCUCAUUGAAUUGUUGGAACAUUUCCAGUGGUUGUUGUUGUUGUUGUUCAAUCUUUAACUGUUGAAUCAUUUCUUCAUUUCAUCUGAAGUGAGAGAAACGUUUCUGUCACUAUCACGAGUUACAAGUGGCAAUUUACAUCCUCCAUAGCACUUGACUGUCCUAAGUUGCCAUGGGUACCAGGUACCUGGUCACUGUUGUUGGCAAGUUCCACUACGUGUGUGUAUAGUGUGUUCUGCAAUCUAGCAGGUCUCUGUAAAGGGGGCAGUGUGUUGGUUGGGGGGGGGGGGGGGUGCUGCCUCCUGGCCUGUUCAACUGCAUCUCCCCGACUGGGUGGCCGGUGCUAGCUGCUCAAUAUUUCCUCAUCUUUACUGUUCAAGACAACUCAGGGGGAACAUAGAACAAGCCUAGUUUGGUUACAGGUACAUACAAGCUUGAAUCUUUCUCUGCACUCAGAUGAAAGUGGCAUAGUCCGUCACCACCGGCCUCCUUUGAUACAGCAUCUUCUUCUCAGCCAUAGACUAGGACAAUCUGUAAAACUCUGGGGAGGCCGAGUGACUCGACAAAGUGUCUGUCCAAAGACACGACACACCUUAAACAAGAUGGAUGUAGCAAAGCUCUGUGGGGCUGCCCCGAGAAACGCUUUAAGCUUGGGGGCAGUUUUGCAGACGUAUGUGACUUCUGCACUUUACAACCUAUUUUGUACUACGAAUGUUCAAUACGAUUUAAUAUUUAUAACUGAUUUCUGAGGAAUCAACUCCAAGUUUAUUCUGUUUACUGCAUGAGACAAGAAAAUGUAUGCCAAUUUCAGUAUGUCAACAAUCAGAAGUGUAAAUGUUGGGAAGGGGGGAAAAAAAAGAAAAACACAGGAUCACUGAUUUGUUCUGUGUGAGUCACAUUCUGGUACUUCUAGAUUUACAAUAAAUUUUGGCUUUUUAUUUAAACAGUC